GAGAGCUAUGAUUGGUUACAGCUUGUCACAUGGUACAAGGCUGUGGGGAAUAGCCUUGUACCAUGUGACCUCUGUGAUCAUUUACAGAUUUCACUAGUAGUAAGCAAUAAUGUCAGCAAGUAACAUCUUGCUUACUACUAUUCAUGUGAUCACUGAUUGGCCAAAAAGUGAUCACAUGAUCGGGACCUCACACAUAGGUCCCUGCCCGAGUUUCCAAAUGGUCAGUCCGCCCCUGGUGUAUGACCAGCCUAAGGCUGGCCAUACAUUAUACAAUUUUCUUGAGAUUUUUGCUUUAGAUUUACCAAAAACCAUAUACUAGGAGGUCAAACGUAA
Messenger RNA from Staurois parvus, 333 nucleotides. NCBI's taxonomy places the organism in Eukaryota, Metazoa, Chordata, Amphibia, Anura, Ranidae. The record is from the annotation of a GenBank genome assembly.